Messenger RNA from Phyllopteryx taeniolatus (common seadragon), 2932 nucleotides. It is a transcript of the gene slc39a8, whose product is annotated as solute carrier family 39 member 8. Gene Ontology annotation, cellular component: membrane. The transcript is spliced from 9 exons. Gene Ontology annotation, biological process: intracellular zinc ion homeostasis; zinc ion import across plasma membrane. The record is from RefSeq and is a predicted model, not a curated record. Gene Ontology annotation, molecular function: zinc ion transmembrane transporter activity. The coding region runs from base 63 to 1466 and encodes 467 amino acids. Lineage: Eukaryota; Metazoa; Chordata; Actinopteri; Syngnathiformes; Syngnathidae.
GCGCACAAAAGAAAGCAUUGGAGCUCGUGCACGCGGAGGCCUGCGUGGAAAGCAAGCGAGACAUGGCUGCGCUUCUUGUGCUCGUGGGGGUCGCGCUCGCCGUGGAGGUGGGCCAGGGCCAGGUCCAGGUCCAGGGCCGGGCCCGGGGCCUCGGCGGAGAGUUCCUGCGGGACAUCGUGCGCUUCUUCGGCCACAACGAGUCCAUCCCGGCGCAAAACCUGGAGGAGCUCCUCCACAUCGUCGCCGCCCGCAGGCACCGCGACGUCAGCCACGACGGGAACCCGCUCCACGGACUCGAGUGCCUGUCGGCCGAGCAGAUCUUGUCCCACUUCGGCUUCCCCAACGCCAGCCGGCUGAGCGCCGCGCAUCUGGAGGCCGUUUGUCCCGCCGUGUUGACCCAGGUGCUGGUGCCCUCCUGCCCCUACACGGCCCCCGAGCCGCCUCCGCCCGCCCUCCGCUAUUCGGCGUGGGGUUGGGGCUUCCUGUCGGUGACGGUGAUCAACCUGGCGGCGUUGCUGGGCCUGCUGCUCAUCCCGUUCACCGCAAAGUCCUACUUCCCCAAAGUGCUGACCUACUUCAUCGCCCUGGCCAUCGGCACGCUCUUCUCCAACGCCGUGCUGCAGCUCAUCCCCGAGGCGUUGGGCUUCGACCCGAAAGCGGACAACUACCUGUCCAAUGCCAUCGGCAUCUUUGGAGGCUUUUACCUUCUCUUCGUGGUGGAGAGGGUCCUGACCAUGGCUCUGCGCGUCCAACACCAGCCCGGCCCGUCGCACUUUGUUCCGGCCGGCGACUCGCUGCCGAACGGCGACGCCGGGGAGAAGAAGGACUCCGGCCUGGUUCUGACGAGCGUCAGCGGCAGCGUCGGCUCGGCCGAGCGGGUUAGCGUCGGCUCGGAACGCGGCGACGGCGACGUCUUUCCCGAGCAGGACUUGCAGGCGUCGAGCGCCACGUGCCGCUGCCUCGGCGGCCGGCGGCUGGCCGGCGUAAAGACGGUGGCGUGGAUGAUCACGCUGAGCGACGCGCUGCACAACUUCAUCGACGGCCUGGCCAUCGGCGCCUCCUUCACCGUCUCCACGCUGCACGGAUUCAGCACGUCCACCGCCAUCGUCUGCGAGGAGUUCCCGCACGAGCUCGGCGACUUUGUGAUCCUGCUGAACUCGGGCAUGAGCGUGGCCCAGGCGGUCUUCUUCAACCUGCUGUCGGCGCUGGCAUGCUACGCGGGCCUGGCGUUCGGCAUCCUGCUGGGCAGCAACUUCGCCCCCAACGCCAUCUUCGCCGUCGCGGGCGGCAUGUUCCUGUACAUCGCGCUGGCCGACAUGUUCCCAGAGAUGGACGCCGUCGCCCGGGAACAGACUCGCACCUCCGCCAAGGUCAUCUUCUUCCUGAUCCAGAACGCCGGGCUGCUCAGCGGCUUCGGCGUCAUCCUGCUCAUCACCGUGUUCGCCGGCGACAUCAACCUGGGAUGACCGCCCGCCGGCAAGGAGAUGAAAUUCCCAAAAUGCUUUCUGCUCGCCUUCGUCUUGGAGUGCGAAGAUUCCAAAAGCUUUUGUGCAAACAAAACAAAAGAUCACCAAACACAAUAUGCAAUCAUUUCAUUUAUGAAAUCUACUCUUUGUCUUAAAGAGACAGUGGAUUAUUGUUGAGUGUUCCCCCUCCUCACUGAAAUAUUGUUACAUAUUCUGGUUGAUGCUGUACUGUAUUGUUUGUAUUUUUUACCUGAUUUUCUUUAUAGAAUUUUUUUUUUUUUUUUUUUUUGGUCUUGACUUUGUUGUACGAUCAAACUUUAUUUUAGGAGCGUUAACUCAAUGACAUGAUGUAGAUUUCUAUUUUGUGUUUUUAGAGGGUUUACAUUGCUUUGCUCAGGGUUUAUUCAGCUCACACUGAAAGAAAAUGUGACUGUGUGAAUCGGACAUGCAUGCAAAAACAAUGACGAAAAAUAUCAGUCUAUUUUGAAUAUUAUAAAUACAAAAGUCACGAUUUGAGUUAUGCCGUUAAGGUUCAUAGCGCUUUAAAGUGAUCACUUUUGCUCUCGUUACAUUCUGCCAUUUAUUUAAAGUGUUUUUAUGACAUUUUAAUUUUGAAGCACGAUUAAAUUCUUUAGGGAGAAAUGGAGAUUGUUAAAAAUAGUUUGUUCACUUCAGACUAAACAUAAUGACAUUUCUUUGGUUUUUUUUUAAAAUUAAAUAGAAAUAGGGCAAUAAAUGAAAACAAUGUUCACUUAAAAUAUACUAAUUAAAAAUAAUACAAUACAUGAAUAAAAAUGUUAACUCUUAAAAUUAUUAUUUAAAAGAGCACAAUAAGUCAUUAACAAAGAUUCAUUAAAAUGUGAAAAUGGAGCAAGAAAUAAAAACUCAAAAAUACAUUAAAAACUACAAUCCAGUAAAUAACAAAAACGCAACUUUUAAAAGACAAUCACAAAUUAGUACAAUAUAUAUAAGAAUUACUCUAAAAAUGAAUUAGAAGUAGCACAAUAAAAAUGUAACUUAAAAAAUAAGUACAAUAAAUAUUUAAAUUUAAAAAAUUAAGAAGUAGUAUAAUGAAUAAAAUAACUAACUUAAAACGUGACUUUUAACACACUACAAUAAAUACAAUUUAAAAAACACUGAAAUAAAACUUAAAUGUAGCUUAAAAUUAUUAGAAAUAGACAAAUAAGAAAAAUUUACGUUUUUAACAUUAAAUAAUAUAGCAUCAAGAGAAAAAAGAUAUCUAUCGUUUCAUGACGUUAAAAACUGACAUAAAGCCACUUGUUUGCUUGUUCACCCUUUAAAGAGGUUUAAAUAUUAAACCGUCGUCAUUGGAAAAACGGCACUUUUUGUAUUUCUAAUCAUCCAAUUUUAGAGAAGGUUCUGCAAUUGUGCUCUUUGUCUUCAUUUACACUGUAAAUAUUUACAUCAUUUGAUAUUUUUACAUCAAUAAAACGCAGCCCAAACUG